Polypterus senegalus (gray bichir) is the source of this 1641-nucleotide messenger RNA. RefSeq lists its product as uncharacterized. The transcript is spliced from 11 exons. Lineage: Eukaryota; Metazoa; Chordata; Cladistia; Polypteriformes; Polypteridae. Gene Ontology annotation, cellular component: intermediate filament; Z disc; cell-cell junction. Bases 33 to 1508 code for a protein of 491 amino acids. Gene Ontology annotation, biological process: skeletal muscle organ development. The record is from RefSeq and is a predicted model, not a curated record.
UCAAAAAGGAGACAAUCAGAAAACCCAGCAAUAUGAGCCGAAGCCCAGAAAGGAUUUCUUCUUACCGUCGCCAUUUCGAGGACAGUAGUAGCUCUGCUCUAUACCAUGUGCGGGUUUCAAGCCCAUCUCCUCCUCGGACCAGAGACACCUGCCAGCGUUCAUCCAGCUUCACCCGUUCAGCCACCAUGAAAUCAGCAACUGGUAAAGUGGGUAGACGAACAACUACAGCCACCUUAAGACCAUGGAUUUCAAGCAUGGGAGCCAUCUGUGCCGGGCCAUCUUUAGAUAUCGAUGCGGCCGCAGCAGCGAACCAGGAAUUCCUAAGCACCCGAACCACCGAGAGGCAGGAGAUGGUCACUUUGAAUGACAGACUGGCUGUGUACAUCGAGAAGGUCCGGACUUUGGAGCAACAAAACAAGCAGCUGGAAUGCGAGAUUGAGGCUUUUCAGAAACGUUUCAUGAAGCCCUCCGGGCUGAGAGCUCUUUACGAGGAGCAGCUGAGAGAACUGAAGAAGAUUGCAGAUCAGAUGAAGGUCCAGAGGGAUAUGGCGAUUGCUGCAAAAGAGGCAAUGGCUGGACAGCUUGAAAUGAUUAAGUCGAAGUACGAGGAGGCCUUAGAAGCAAGGAAGAAAGCUGAAAGGGAAAUUGAGACAUUACGUCCUGAUGUCGAUGCAGCAACCGCUGGACGUAUAGCCCUCGAGAAACAGCUGGACAACCUGGAAGUUGAAAUAGAGUUCCUUCGCAGAGUACACAAAGAGGAAAUCGAAGAGCUAAUGAAACAAAUCUACUGCGCUUUCUCUGGCGUUGAAAUGUCUUUCACGCUCCCCGACUUAGCCACCGCCCUCAAGCAGAUUCAAGGCCAGUAUGAAGACAUAGCUUCCAAAAACUUACAGGAAAUGGAUGACUGGUACAAAUCUAAAUUCGUAGACUUGAACGGAGCCUCUACAAAGCAUGUGGAGAACGUGAGACACACGAGGGAAGAAAUUGCGGGUUGCAAACGAGAUAUUUUAAACAAAGAGAGAGAACUAGAAAGUCUUAAAGAGAGGAAUGCUGCUCUUGAAGCACAGAUCAAGGAAGCACAGGAAAAAUACAAAAAGGAGUACGAGGAAUUACAGGAAAAAAUAAUGAAGCUGCAGGAAGAACUGAAGUCUUUCAAGGAGAAAAUUGCAUUACACUUGCGCGAAUACCAAGAUCUAUUAAACAUUAAAAUGGCUCUCGAUAUUGAGAUUGCCACAUACAGAAAACUGAUUGAGGGUGAAGACUCGAGACUGGCAACUACAGUUGGAGGCAUACAUCUAAUGGGUGGACUGGUUGGUGCAAUUAGUGUGAUUGGACAAGCUCAGGUUGGCACCAUUGAAACCAUUUCCAAGGAACAGGCAGUGGAGAUGACAGAAAGAAAAACCGUACUCAUAAGAACAGUUAAAACAGAAGAAGAUAAAGUGCAAAGAGACACCCAAGAACGGACCAUCAGGAUUUCUGGUGCUGCUGAUGAUAGUGACGAGGAGUAAAUUAAAGUUCUUGACAGCAAUGAGCUAACAAAGUAGACCGCUUGCAUAUUAAUUUUGCUAACAACAGUGGCUAUAAACCCGAUAAAACUGAAAACCUGGCACCUGUAACUUUUGUUAUGUCUGCAAUGAAGCA